AGAAGCAAAGUAUGAGCUAUAAGGUGCUACAUAUUUCAGGACGAUGUUAUUAUUGAUCAAAUCACCUUCAAUGAGAUUCCCUUGAACCCAAUUCCAAUCUGUGCUGCUUGGACACCUGUAGUGCCUUGGACCAAAGGGUACAUUGCAAGCUCGGUCCUUCUCCCCCGGGCCGCUCUCUCACGCUUUCACCAACGCGCCCCCAUCCUCCUCUUCGCGCCCCAGCAAUUGUUUCUUGUUUGAAUACUUCCGGACAGAACCCAUCUUUCGUGACCCAGCACCAUCCUCAAAGCUCCUGUUUUCUCACCAUUUUUGAAACUCAUAGCGACUGUCGAAGGUUGACCGUGAAAGCAUCACCAAUGGAUCCCCAACCGGCGCAACAGCCCGUCGAGGCCGCUCCAAAUGGCCAUGAAGCUCCAGGACCGGUCGCGCUCACCAAGACUCGUACUGAGAGCUUCUCCGCGAAGUCGGAAAACUCUCAGACUGCCGCAGACUUCAUCCGCGACCAAAUGCAACUAGAGGCCGACGCGCGCGAAGCUCUUCCAUACAGCAUCGAAACCUGCACCAAGCCUCUCGGUCCCCUCCGCCAGGCCGUCUUCUCCUGUCUGACCUGCAACCCACCACCCGCCGACCCGAAAGCGCCCUACAACGCGGCCGGCAUCUGCUACUCCUGCUCCGUCCAGUGUCACGGCGAGCACACCCUCGUCGAGAUCUUCGCCAAGCGCAACUUUACCUGCGACUGCGGUACCACACGCUUCCCACCCACGAGCCCGUGCAACCUGCGCAUCAAUGAGGAGACGGGCACCAAGGGCGACGUGCACUCGGAGGAACCAGAUGCCAACAACAAGUACAACCAUAACUUCCGGAAUCGGUUCUGCGGCUGCGAGUGCGAUUAUGACCCGUUUGAGCAGAAGGGGACCAUGUUUCAAUGUCUGGGACUAGGUACGGCAGAAACAGGCGGUUGUGGAGAGGAUUGGUACCAUCCUGGGUGCAUCGUGGGUUUGGGUCCAGAUUGGUUUGAGAAGAUGGACAUCAAGGAUAAGCCCAAGUCUGCGGCGCUGAAGACGGCGAUCAAGACCGAAAAUGGGUCCUUACCUACAAUCGCGGAAGACGAGACAACAGAACAGAACGGCGCCCUUGUUGAAGAGGCAGAGGAAGAAGACGAAGACGACGAUCCACCUCCACCGCCUGGCUUCCCUGCCGAUGACGACUUUGAGGGAUUCAUCUGCUACAAGUGCGUCGAGGCGUACCCCUGGAUCAAGAGAUAUGCGGGUACUGAAGGAUUCCUACCGCCUGUCUAUCUGAAGAAGGAGGAGGAGCAAACCACUAGUACCACCUCGGAACUCGAAGUCAACGGCGAUUCCUCAUCCAAGAAGCGCAAAGCAUCUGACGACGAUAACGAAGACAUCGAGGAAUCCCAAGAAAAGAAGCCCAAAACCGAUGAAACCGUCCAGUCAACGACUACCGCCAUCACUACAACCGAGUCCCUCACAACCAACGGCUCUUCCACCACCACCACCACCAUCAACACAACAACCCUCACCACCAUAGACUCGUCCUCCUCCACCACAACCCCCCACCCCAACCCCAACCCCAAACCCUGCCUCCUCUCCUCCCUCCCCCCACCACCUUUCUCCUCCCAAAAGUCCCUCUUCUCCCUCUUCUUCACCACCCCCUCCUUCCGUUCCCUCCUCUGCCACUGCCCCCAAUGCUUCCCUCUCCUCAUCCCACACCCCCACCUCCUCGAAGAAGAAGACACCUACGAACCCCCCGUUUCCGAAACAACCUCCCCCUCCCAUUCUCUACACGGCGGAAGCAGCAGCAAGGGGUCGGGAUCGGUUCUCGAAAGAGGCGAGUCGGCUCUGCGCAACAUUGAUCGGGUGCGAGCCAUUGAGGGCGUCAUGGCGUAUAACCACCUCAAAGAUAAGUUGAAGCCGUUUUUCAGAGAGUUUGCAGAGAGUGGGAGGGCGGUUAGUGCGGAGGAUAUCAAGGCGUAUUUUGCAAAGUUGAGGGGGGAUGGGGAGGUUAGAAGGGGUAGUCAAGGAGAGAUGCAAGAGGAAGAAGAGGAGGGGGUGAAUGGUGGUGAUGGGAGGAAGGAACAGGAUGGGUAUUGAUUAAGGUUUUGAUGGAGUGUUUAAGUAAUAUGUAAUGGGCGGAUUGUGGUUGAUUGAUCGAUUGAUUUAUCGAUUGAUUGAUGAUACCGAAACAAGAGGGCAAUGGUGUUUAGGGAGUUUUGUGGGUUUGGUUGGUUUGUCUGUCUAGUUCAGUUGACAAUGUCUAAGGGGUAGUCACUUUGAGGCACAAGUCAAG
Neurospora hispaniola is the source of this 2307-nucleotide messenger RNA. Its product is annotated as putative zinc finger in N-recognin-domain-containing protein. The coding region runs from base 357 to 2111 and encodes 584 amino acids. NCBI's taxonomy places the organism in Eukaryota, Fungi, Ascomycota, Sordariomycetes, Sordariales, Sordariaceae. The record is from RefSeq and is a predicted model, not a curated record. The transcript is spliced from 3 exons. Gene Ontology annotation, molecular function: zinc ion binding; ubiquitin protein ligase activity. Gene Ontology annotation, cellular component: cytoplasm.